UUAAAGCUUGACCUCUGAUGUAAGUGAGGUAACGCACUUCGAAGUUCGAAAGGGUAAUAGGAAACGUAGUACGACUCCAAAGCUGUCGUUGAGUUGGCCUACUAGUCAAACAACUAGGUAUCGUACGAAUAAAGUGAAGUGUUGAUAUAGACUAAUUUCAAAUAUGGCUCAUGCUUGGCUUCAUGUACAUGCACUGGCGCUAUGUCAUGGUACACAGCUAUGAUAUCAAUAGUAAUAUUGCCCACUGCCACUGAUUCUAGAUAAGCAGGCUUCGGGUUGGGCAUUUACCUGGACCGGGUUCACACACUGCAACCGAUUAUAAGGCUACACCAACGCUUCUCCGUGAGUCACAUUCAAGUUCACCUUCCCCCAUGGAUCCUUCAAAGAUAAGAGAGAAAAUCGGUCGCUUUCGAAUCCUCGUUGUAGGAAGAGCGAAUGCAGGAAAAACUACCAUCCUGCAGAGAGUCUGCAACACACGGGACAACCCAGAGAUAUACAACAGCGCCGGGGAAAAGAUCGAUCUUGCAGUCAUAGCGGCAUCCAGAGAGCGCGGACUGCAUGAUAUCGAAAAUGAAAUGGUGUUUCGAAGCAACCCGGGCUUCAUUUUUCACGAUUCACGCGGGUUUGAGUCAGGCGGCGAAUUGGAAUUUAUCAAGGUAAAGACAUUUAUUGCUGACCGUUCCAAGGAAAGCAAAAUAACAAAUCGACUCCAUGCUAUAUGGUAUUGCAUUCCAAUGGACGAGGCACACAGGUCGUUCACUGCAGGUGAACAGAAAUUCUUUUCUCAGUGCGACACAGGAAGCGUUCCAGUAAUCGUAGUAUUCACCAAGUUUGAUGCCCUGUACGAUGUCGCAUACUCACAACUGAGAAGGGAAGGAAAAUCUCUGAAAGACGCUCAAGAACUGGCUCAGCAACGCGCCGAAGAAAGAUUUCCUGAUGGACCACAAUUGAAGUUUCUGAAGGGCGUACGAUGGCCUCCAAAAGGUCAUGUAUGCCUCCCUAAUAUGAACGAGGAUAAUGCAGAUUGUGGGGCGCUGAUUGAACGCACGGCUGGAACUUUGAACGAUGAGAUGCUGGAGCAAUUAUUCGUCUCAACCCAGCAGACAAACUUGGAGAUCUGCAUGAGAUAUGCAAUUGAGAGGUAA
Messenger RNA from Suillus plorans, 1145 nucleotides. RefSeq names its product GTP-binding protein. Lineage: Eukaryota; Fungi; Basidiomycota; Agaricomycetes; Boletales; Suillaceae. Bases 372 to 1145 code for a protein of 257 amino acids. The transcript has 6 exons. The record is from RefSeq and is a predicted model, not a curated record.